CGAUCCAAGCCACUCUCAUGGUACAUAGCUCUUGCUUCUUCCAGUUAGCUCCCCGGCCGUGGUUAAGACUUGGGUUCCAAGCUAGCUAGCUGCAGGCCAGCUAAUAAUUAUUAAGCUGGUCAGGUGGGCUGCGUAGACGGACGGACGGAGAGAGCGGGAGGGAUGGGGCUGAGGGAGAUAGAGUCCACAUUGCCGCCGGGGUUCAGGUUCUACCCCAGCGACCAGGAGCUCGUCUGCCACUACCUCUACAAGAAGGUGACCAACGAGCGCGCCUCGCAGGGCACGCUCGUCGAGGUCGACCUCCACGCGCGCGAGCCAUGGGAGCUUCCUGACGUGGCGAAGCUCACGGCCAGCGAGUGGUACUUCUUCAGCUUCAGGGACCGCAAGUACGCCACGGGGUCGCGCACCAACCGCGCCACCAAGACCGGCUACUGGAAGGCCACCGGCAAGGACCGGGAGGUGCGCAGCCCGGCCACGCGCGCCGUCGUCGGCAUGAGGAAGACGCUCGUCUUCUACCAGGGCCGCGCCCCCAACGGCAGCAAGACCAGCUGGGUCAUGCACGAGUUCCGCCUCGACUCGCCGCACCUGCCACCAAGGGAGGACUGGGUGCUCUGCAGGGUGUUCCAGAAGCAGAAAGUGGACGGCGAGCAAGACAACGCCCGCUCCUCUUCGCCGACCUUCGCCGGCUCGUCACAGGCGGCGCAGGAGCUGCCCGUCAUGGACGCGAGCAGCGACCAGAUGAUGGGCUCGGGCUCCGCUGGCUUCGCCCCGCCACGGCAGGAGGAGAUAUUCUGUGGCCCGAGCCCGCUGAUGAACGCGGCGAUGUGGCAGCAAUACAACUCGCUUCUUCUUGACCAGUACCCGCAGGAGGAGACGGCGAGCGUCUCGCCGACGAUGGGGAUAGGGGCCAGAGGAGGAGCAGGAGACGAGUGCGGAUUCUUCUUCGAUUCGGGGUUCGAGGACAUGGCUACCCUUGGGGCCAUGAGGUUCCCCCAAGGGUGGAGCUGAUGCCGGCCGGUCGUGCGCGUGCGCGCCCAGUGAUCGUUGUGUAUACGUUGUGAAGGAAAAACUAGCGAUUGAAUUAAUUAAUUCCAUUGGUAUUGUAGGUACGUAUAGUGUGAGGUCGUUUAUAAUAUAGAUUGGUAAAAGAUCGAGUGUGUAUGUACCUGCAUGAGAUGGUUUCGUUUCAGUCCCUUGAAUGAUGCCAUUGCCAUGUAUUGCAAUCAUAAAACUCAUAUGUAAAUUAGUACAUCACGAUAAUUCAGAUUUCAGUACACAGGAAA
Triticum urartu is the source of this 1283-nucleotide messenger RNA. Its product is annotated as protein CUP-SHAPED COTYLEDON 1. The record is from RefSeq and is a predicted model, not a curated record. Gene Ontology annotation, biological process: regulation of DNA-templated transcription. NCBI's taxonomy places the organism in Eukaryota, Viridiplantae, Streptophyta, Magnoliopsida, Poales, Poaceae. Gene Ontology annotation, molecular function: DNA binding.